Hevea brasiliensis (rubber tree) is the source of this 3314-nucleotide messenger RNA. RefSeq names its product probable alpha,alpha-trehalose-phosphate synthase [UDP-forming] 7. NCBI's taxonomy places the organism in Eukaryota, Viridiplantae, Streptophyta, Magnoliopsida, Malpighiales, Euphorbiaceae. The record is from RefSeq and is a predicted model, not a curated record. The transcript has 4 exons. Gene Ontology annotation, cellular component: cytosol. Gene Ontology annotation, biological process: trehalose biosynthetic process. Bases 607 to 3171 code for a protein of 854 amino acids. Gene Ontology annotation, molecular function: catalytic activity.
UGCUUGCACGCUCCAAAUCCUAUCUGGCAAUCCUACUCAUGAACACGCGCAAGCCACGCUCCAAAAAUAAAAAAACGCGACGGUACGACGUGAUUUCUCUAAGCUUAAAUGGGCACGAUGCCAACUGGCAGUCUAGGCAAAAAGUCGGCUGGCUGACCUUAUCCAAUGCCAUAUAUUCCAAUGCUAACUUGACGGGAGAGAUGCACAUUUACGUAUCACAGUUUCCAUUGGCUUGGCUCAUGAAAAGCUCCAGUUCUGGUUGACUGUCAGGAAGAGUAAGUGACUAGCAAGUGCAAUUUUACGUGUUUCUAAUGCGUAAACAACAUCAUUAAGAAAUCAUUAAUGAAAUUUGCUUUAAAUAGGAAGAAACUAAUUAAUAUUAAUUCUUGAUAAUGAGAAUAAGAUCUUCCGAAUAUUUUUUUCCUGUUUUACACUAGGCGAUGAUUAUAUAUGGAUUUGCAAAUAACAGACCUAAGAGAUUCUCAUAUGUACAUGUUCUUAAUAUGAUAAAACCCUACAAAUUCACGUAAAACUUAGAAUUCAACAGGGUUCAGUUCUCAUUGCCUCGGAAACGAAGAUUUUUUUUUGUAAUUAGAAGUAACAAAGAUGAUGUCAAGAUCAUGCACCAAUUUAUUAGACUUGGCAGCAGGGAAUUUCCCAAAAAUCUCUAGAGAGCAGAGGCGGCUUCCGAGGGUAAUGAGCGUUCCAGGGAAUGUCUCUGAGCUUAAUGAUGAUAGGGAACUUAGUGCGUCAUCUGAUAACCCCUCAAUGGUUUCUACAGACAGGAUGAUUAUUGUUUCAAACCAGCUUCCUUUGAAAGCAGUGAGACAACCUGAUAAUAAGGGAUGGAUUUUUAGUUGGAAUGAGGAUUCACUGGUUUUGCAACUUAAGGAUGGUUUACCUGAAGAUAUGGAGGUCUUUUUUGUUGGGUCAUUGCAGGUUGAUGUUGUUCCAAAGGAACAAGAUGAGGUCUCGCAAAUUUUAUUAGACAGAUUUAAAUGCGUACCCACUUUUCUACCACCUGAUGUUUUGACAAAAUUCUAUGAUGGUUUUUGCAAGAGGCAGCUGUGGCCACUUUUUCAUUACAUGUUGCCAUUGUCUGCUAAUCACGGCAGUCUGUUUGAUCGGUCAUUGUGGGAAGCCUAUGUAGUUGCGAAUAAAUUGUUUGCACAAAAAGUGGUUGAGGUUAUAAAUCCAGAUGAUGAUUUUAUUUGGAUUCACGAUUACCAUUUGAUGGUGCUUCCAACUUUCUUGAGAAAGCGCAUUAAGCGGAUAAGAAUGGGGUUUUUCCUUCACAGUCCAUUUCCAUCAUCUGAGAUCUACAGGACCCUUCCUGUAGGGGAAGAAAUACUUAGGGCUUUACUGAACACUGAUCUUAUUGGUUUCCACACUUUUGAUUAUGCUAGACAUUUCCUGUCCUGUUGCAGUCGUAUGUUGGGUUUGGAAUAUGAGUCGAAGAGGGGCUACCUGGCCCUAGAAUACUAUGGAAGGACUAUUGGGAUCAAGAUUAUGCCAGUUGGGGUUCAUAUGGGUCGGAUUCUUUCAUUGAUGAAACAGGCAGAUAAGGAAUGCUGGGUAGGCCAGCUCAGACAGCAGUUUGAAGGGAAAAUUGUGUUGCUUGGUGUUGAUGAUAUGGACAUAUUCAAAGGUAUCAAUUUGAAACUUUUGGCAAUGGAACAUAUGCUCAGGCACAACCCUGUGUGGCGGGGAAGAGCUGUUCUGGUCCAGAUUGUAAACCCUGCAAGAGGUAGAGGAAUUGAUUUAGGGGAUAUAUGUGUGGAAAUACAAGAAAGUUGCAGGAGGAUCAAUAAUAAAUUUCGGCAGCCUGGAUAUGAACCAAUAGUUUUCAUUGACAGGCCAACCAUCAGUGAAAGAAUUGCCUAUUACAGCAUUGCUGAGUGUGUUGUUGUUACAGCUGUGAGGGAUGGGAUGAACCUUACUCCUUACGAAUACAUUGUGUGCAGGCAGGGAUUAUCUGGUUCUGAAUCAUGUACCAAUUUCAGUGGAUCAAAGAAGAGCAUGUUAGUGAUGUCAGAGUUUAUUGGCUGUUCUCCAUCGUUAAGUGGGGCAAUUCGUGUCAACCCUUGGAAUAUUGAAGCAACUGCGGAGGCAAUGAUUCAGGCUAUUUCAGCUUCUGACACUGAAAAACAGCUGCGGCAUGAGAAGCAUUGUCGGUAUGUUAGCACACAUGAUGUGGCUUAUUGGUCACAAAUUUUCUUGCAAGACUUGGAAAGAAAUUGUGCUGAUAAUUUCAGGAAAAAGUGUUGGGGAGUUGGUAUUGGCUUUGGGUUCAGAGUACUGGCACUUGAUCCUAAUUUCAGAAAGCUUUCAGUAGCUAUCAUUGUUUCAGCUUACAAAAGGGCUAAGAGUAGGGCAAUAAUGUUGGAUUACGAUGGCACUCUGAUGUCCCAAAACUCCAUCAGUAAGUCUCCAGGUCAGGAUGUUAUCUCAAUCCUGAAUAGACUCUGUGGGGAUCUGAAAAAUACAGUUUUCAUUGUCAGUGGACGAAGUAGAGACAGCUUAAGCAAGUGGUUUUCUACCUGUAGGAAACUUGGAAUUGCAGCAGAACAUGGGUACUUUCUGAGGCGGUCACAGGGUGAAGACUGGAAAACCUAUGGCCCAAGCUCUGAAUAUGGAUGGAUGCAGAUUGCUGAGCCUGUAAUGAAAUUGUAUACUGAGGCUACUGAUGGUUCUUCCAUUGAAACCAAGGAAAGUGCUUUAGUAUGGCAAUAUCGGGAUGCAGACCUGACUUUUGGAUCAGCGCAGGCAAAAGAGAUGUUGGAUCAUCUGGAGAGUGUUUUAGCAAAUGAACCUGUUGCUGUAAAGAGUGGUCAAUUUAUUGUGGAAGUCAAGCCUCAGGGAGUCAGCAAAGGCCUGGUUGCAGAAAACAUUUUUAAAUCAAUGGUUGACAUCGGGAAACAGGCUGAUUUUGUGCUGUGCAUUGGAGAUGAUAGAUCUGAUGAAGACAUGUUUGAAGCAAUUGAUAACGCCUUGUUGGGACAUGUUCUUUCUCUGAACGCUUCAGUAUUUGGCUGCACAGUUGGACAAAAGCCCAGCAAAGCUAAAUAUUAUCUAGAUGACACGGCCGAAGUCAUAAGUAUGCUUGAAUCUCUGGCUGAAGUCUCUGAUCCGUUGCCAUUAUCUGAAGAAGAAAUAGGAAGUUCGCCUUGAAAUCUUCUCUCAGGUUACAUAAAACUUUUUGUGGUUCUUGGAUUAGGUUGGAGUAUUCCUAGUGUAGUAGCAGUAGCAUUGUUAGAGUUUUUGGAGUUACAUAGAAUUUUUUACCAUAUAUCGAAUUUUAACCUCCUUUUUCC